Messenger RNA from Anopheles marshallii, 438 nucleotides. Its product is annotated as pulmonary surfactant-associated protein D-like. The transcript has 2 exons. Gene Ontology annotation, cellular component: external side of plasma membrane. Gene Ontology annotation, molecular function: carbohydrate binding. Lineage: Eukaryota; Metazoa; Arthropoda; Insecta; Diptera; Culicidae. Bases 1 to 438 code for a protein of 145 amino acids. The record is from RefSeq and is a predicted model, not a curated record. Gene Ontology annotation, biological process: biological process involved in interspecies interaction between organisms.
AUGGCGUUCAAAAGCUUGUGUUUAGUUCUGUGUUUGGCGUUGUACGCGAUGGAAGCACAUGGUGUCAGAAACUAUAUAGCAUAUCGGCGAGCAAUAAACUUCUUCCAAUCGGACCAAGCUUGUCGUCAAAUGGGAGGCAAGUUGGCUGUUAUCGAGUCGGAAGCAGAACAUAACCGAGCAGUUGAUGCUGUAAAAGCCGUAGCCGGAACCACUACCAAUUAUUAUUGGAUCGGUGCCAUGGAUUUCGGCUAUGAAGGACACUUCUUAUGGUUCCCCAUAAAUAAAUAUGCUGUUUAUAAAAAUUUUGCUACUGGAGAACCUAGUAACAAUGGCGGCGCGGAAAAUUGUGUGAUCAUACAAGUUAGUAAGAGCUAUAUGUGGAACGAUGUGACUUGCGAUUUUGGAGUGGACGGUUACGUUUGCUCGUUUGAUCGCUAA